AUGUCCUGGGUUAUUGAUUAUAAUGCUUAUAAGCAUGCAUUAGAUGAUUUAAAACAAAAUAGUAAACCAUUGAUUACAAAUCUGACAAAAUUAGCUGAAACAAAAAUUAAAAAUGCUCCAUAUAUAGUACGAGCGAUUGAGGAAAGAAUAAUAGAGGCCCCAUUUAAUCAAAAAUUACCAGCACUAUAUGUUCUUGAUUCAAUUGUUAAAAAUCUCUUGUCAUCUGAAUACAUUGAAUUAUUUCAAACAAGAUUGCCAUUUGUAUUUGCAAAUGUAUUCACAAAGACUGAUGAACAAACUCGAGCGGCUAUGUAUAAAUUACGUAAAACAUGGACACCAUUUUUUUCCAGUUCAACAUUAAAUCAACUUGAUAGAGAAAUUAAAAAAAUCGAUCCAGCAUGGCCAAUUACAGUAAAAGUUAGCGAACAAUCGGACAAUUUUAUUCAAUCACCAGUGCAUAAAUCUGAAGCACUGGUAGCAUCCACAAUAAAUGGUCAAGAAAAUAGUGCAACACAUCAUUCACUUUUCGAUGGACAGAUGCAAGAAAUGCGUAAAAAAGCAGCUCAUUUAUUGAACAGUGCACAAAUAACAAUGAAGAAAAAACGUAAACGACAUAUAUCAGCAUUAUCUCAAACUGAUUUAUUAAAUCAAGGUAUUGAUGUUAUAGAAGAAGAAGAUGGUGAUGAGGCAAAUACUGUUCCACAACAAAAAACAAGUAACAUAACUGUCAGUAUUGCUGAUAGUACAAGUGAUAGUGCAACAAUGGAUGUAAUGGAAUUAUUUGGUCACACAGAUCGUGAUUACCGUCAUUUUAAACAACAUUCAUCACCAACAACGCCAAAUAAAAAUACAGAAGUACUACGGAAUGAUUUGAUAGUGUACGAUAACGCUAUUGGAUAUCACGCUAUGGGAAGACUGAAUACAACCAAUGCUGCUCUUCAAGAACAAACUCUAAUUAACAAAUUCAAUGAUUUGAUACAUAAUCCGUUUUCACCACUUCUUCAUCCAAAUACGUUCUUACUACCACCUUCUAUUUUAUUGCCAUCAUUACCUCCUCAACAAGUCGCCACACCAUUUCCUCAAGCGGAACAAACGUUUCUUCCACCACAGUCUACUGUGAUACUGGAUCAAGCAAUUAACACUAAAACUAUUUUGUUAACGUCAAGUGAUGUGUCUACGAAAUCCGAUGGAGAAAAACAUCAAAUACCAUCUUCGGGUAUUCUGCCACUAGCAUCAACAGUACAAACCACGUCGCCUUCGCUCGAUGCCACAAUUCACCAAUUGUUUCAGAACGAUCCAGUCAUUGUCAAGCGUUUGCAAACAUUUUUCGAUCAUAUCCAUCAGCGUGAACUGGAACGUUUGAGAUCUAAUUUACCACCAAUUACAACUCGUUUGUCACAUGAUCCAAAAGAGAGUAUCAUAGAAAUUGACGGGAAGACGUACGGCGUUCGUCUGAACCAUUCUCAUUGUAUUACGUUGUAUGGACAGAAGUAUGAUUUCUACUGUGAUUUGCCUUCGAAACAAAUCCGCAUCAAUAACAAACACGUGUUUACAAUGGGUGAUAAGGAGCGUCGAGUCAAACUGCCAGAUAGUGGUGGUCGUGACAUAUUGAUGAUGUACAUGGGUCGACAAGUCGAUGUUUGGCUCGAUUCGUAUCCGUACGAGUUGCGAACUGACACACCGCCAAAAUAUUUGAACAUGAACAAUCGCCACAUCCGAAUUCAAAUCGAUAGCAGUAAGAAUGAAAUUUACAUCAACGAUCGAUAUGUGGCGAAUCUCGACGAUCAACCUCGUCUAAUACAAGUGACGCAUCAAGAUAAUUCGACGACGCAGCACGAGAUUCGUUUUACACCGCCACCGAAAACGAUCAUGAUCGAUAGUCAGCCGAAGACGAUGCGUUACGAUCUGAAGUUUCCGUGCAUCGAAAUUGAUGGAAAAUUUUUCGGUAUUCGCUUUACGGGUCCACCACGCGAGAUCUACGUGGACAAUGUCGCUCAUCGUGUUCCGUUCGAUAGUUGUUCGACUCGAAUUCAUCUCGGUAAACGUGCACACGAAAUAGCUUGGGGUGGUCCAGGAUUCGAGGUGAUAAUCGAUGGACAUCCGUACGAGAUUCAUUUCGAUCAGUUGCCACGAGAGAUAUACAUCGGUGGUCGACCUCACUCCAUAUCGAUACACGGUCAACCACCUGAAGUCAAAAUCCUCGAUGAGCUGCCGUUUUUGGAUACGAAAGGUGGCGUGGGUGCAUUGACAGCGCUCGUGCAACUGUUCAGUUCGAGACAGCAGACGUUGAACAUUCAAGAAAUCGAGAUGUUUCUGAAUCUGCUGCGAUCGGGUUUGUUGACGCCGGACGACACCACCUUGUUGUUCAGUAACAACGACGACAACAGCAGACGAGACAGGGGAUCGAGACAGAGUCCGAAACGUUCGCAUGACGAUGAUCAAGGUUUUGAUGAUGAAAAUGGCGAUAGAAAACGAAUGAAGUCGAGUGCAAAGUUUGAUGAAGAUAAUUAUGCGCCAGUGCCUGAUUUAACGGAGGCGAAUGUAACAAUGUUGAAGAAAAAAUACGUUGGUAUUGUUCAACAAUUGUAUUUAGGCGUGUUUCAAUGUCGUCUGUGUGGAUUGCGGUAUACAUCGAAACAAAAGCUAUUGUACACGCAUCAUCUCGAUUGGCAUUAUCGUGAAAAUCGUCAAGAAAAAGAGCUAGGAACAUCGUCGUCGUCACUGUUGUUGCAGCGCAGUCGAGAUUGGUAUUGUACAUUACAAGAAUGGACAGAAUAUGAGGAAACAAUUGAGGAAAAGGAGAUGAUAGUUACAAAUACUAAUGAUGGAAUGGAUGAUCUUUUUUUUGAUGAUUCACUAAUAUUACAACAGAAAGUUUUAUCCUGUGCAGCUAAUAACGAUGAAGAUCGAUGCUGUGUAUGUGGUGAUCAGUUUCAAAACUUUUUCAAUGAUAACCGCGAUGAAUGGCAUUUGAGAGAUGCAGUUCGAGUCGAUGGAAAAACAUAUCAUCCAAUAUGUUAUCAAGAUGUUAAAGCAGAAAACUCAUCUGGAGAUUCUGGAAAAACUGGUGUCCUGCACUUUUCUAUCCGUUUACAAUUCCAAUCCGACUACAAAGGUGUUACAAUAUGUCAAAUAAUAUUUGGUCAUGUUUGUACGUUAUGUCAAGAUGUAAAUCAAAUUGCUGUUCGUUUUUUAUACGAUGAUCUGCCAAAAUAUCGAGAGUAUCAUGUUGAAUCAAAUGAUAGAAAAUCUCAUUUAUUAUCUCGGACAAAUUUAGUCCGUGUAUGUGGUACGAUUAUUGCUUCAAGUCCAGUUCUUCCCUAUACACGUGGAAUGAAAUAUAUUUGUAAAAGUGUAUUUUGUCAAUUGAAUAAUCGUAACAGAUCACAGUAUGAUUUGUAUGACAUCAAACCGUUUGACGAAGAUAAUGAAAGAGAAAUACUUUGUAAAGGCUGUGAUUGUAUUCUUACUGAAGUAGUUAAUGAACGUUGGAUGUCAGAAAAAACUCUUGUUUUACUCGAAAUUCAUGAUCCAGUACAAUCAUUAUUAGCUUUGAAUCAUUUGGAAGCAGACACACUAAUGACAAGAAGACAUACCAUUAUUAUUAGAACUCAUAUUCAAUUAGCUCAUCAUUGUACACAUUUAAAAACUGGUUUAUUGCUUAGUCUUGUAUCAUCUAAAUUACAUAUAUUAGCUGUUGGUAGUGAAAGUCGAAUUGGUGAUAUUUUAUUACAGACAGCCUUGAAAUAUGCACACUACAGUGUUGAACAUCAUACACAAUUUCCAUUGAUAUUAGCACCGUUAUCAAAAAAGAUAAAAUCACCAUUUAUUGUUUCUGCCGGUUCAAUAGCACUGGGAAGUGAUGGUAUUACAUAUUUGAAUAGUUUAGAUAAAUUAACAAAACCUCAAUUGAAACAAUUACUUGCAGAAAGUGAAACAUUAACAAUUGAAGUGAAUAAAAGUGAACAAGCAAAAAAGUUUGUUUAUUCAAUUCCAUUACGUACUAAUAUUUGGGCUUAUCAUGAUAGUCGAUUAUGGCUUAGUUCUGAAAAACUAUCAACACCAACAAAUGACAUACCGCCAGCAAUUGCAACUGCAUUUAGUUUGGUAUUACCUAUUGAUGAGAUAGAACAAGAUUACGAAAAUAUAAUAGAUAAUUAUUUGGAAGAAAAGCUUGAAAAUUGUGAUAAAGAUAAACAGUUUGAUAAAGAAAUAGUCGAAUUGAUUGAUAAUUUAAAAAUGUUUCUGAAUCAUAUUCGUAUGAUGGAAAUGUACGUUUCAGAAGAAGCAGAAAUAUUAUUGAAAAAAUAUUUUUGUGCGUGUCGACGUACUGGUCGAACAUUAUGGUCAACAACAGAAUUACCAGCAACAACGACGGAAGUAUUAACACAAUUGUGUGAAAGUGUAGCAAAAUGUAAUUUACAUAAUGAAGCAAUUGAAUCAGAUGUUAUUCAAGCGAUUUAUAUGUUUGAAAUCUCAACAAUGACAAGAUUAGGUUCAUCUUAUCCAAAUGGAAAUGUUAAUGGAGAAACCCAUAUUCCAAAUGGACUGCAUUCUGUUUAUGAUGACGCAUCUCUGCAUUCAAAUCUUGCAUACAGCGAUCUUCCAUCGUAUAUAACAGCUAAUGGACAUACAAGUGGUAUCAAUAAAAUGGAUCCUGAUACUGGGGCAUUUGUCGCUGUAGGUACAGCGGGCAAUGCUAAUUUUGAUUUACGUUCACUUGGUCUGACUGAACAAGAACUAUAUUCAGCCGGUUUACAUCAAUCAAAUUUUGAUCCAGCGAUAACACAAGGUCAACAAUUACCGUUAAAUCAAUAUAAAAUAAAUUAUGAUCCAAAUCCAAUCGUUAUCAAAAAACAAAUGCCAAUUGAACAACCGACAUAUAAACAGCAAAUUAUUGUUCGUUACUUACGUCCUCCAACACCACCGGCUCCCGGACCGCUGGUGAUUAAAGAAGUACGCCCUCCUCCACCUGCUCCCGCACCACCUCUUAUUAUUCGUACACGAGCUCCCCGAGGAAAAACUCCACCACCAAUAAUCAUUCGUGAACAACCACCGAUUGCACCUCAGGUUGAUACACAAUCUCGUUACAUCACAAAAAUGUUACCGCCUGAACUAUCGUCUUCUCAACGUUAUAUGUAUGAACAACAACCAUCUCAGGAAUUACACUAUAACAACGCAUAUCAGACAGUAUCCGAUCCUUCUUAUAUAUCCGGAAAUUUUGAAAACUUAUCACUUGGUGGUAAUCAAUUUAACAAUGAUAGUUUGUUGUAUGGUAAUACUACAAAUAAAAAUUGGAUUACGGAAGUCGUUGAUGAGGAAGGAAAACGAAAUCCAAUACAUCAAUCUAUGCUAGACGAUGUUUAUAAAGCAAUGAACAAUAGAUUACCAAGAGUGUAA
Molecule: messenger RNA, 5400 nt
Organism: Didymodactylos carnosus
Lineage: Eukaryota; Metazoa; Rotifera; Eurotatoria; Philodinida; Philodinidae
Source: the annotation of a GenBank genome assembly